UUCACGUUCAAGUUGGAAAAUGAGUAAGAGCAUGGAAGAGCUGUCAGUCGAUCGCCAGCUGUUGAAGCGUGAGCAGGAGUUUUGCGUUUUUCGCGCCUCUGUAUAACCUACUUUCAUUUUUUCAUCAUUGAAAAAUGACAUUUCGGUCAAUUUUACUAAUAUUCUCAUUAGUUAAUCUAUUACAGGCCCAAAAAGUGAUUAAAUUUGGUGCAUUUUUCGAUGCGGACGAUGUGGACUCCUUGGAAGUGUUUGACAUUGCAAUUUCGCGUCAAAAUGCAUUCAAUAUGAAAUUUCGUUUGGAACCAAUAAUCAAAAAAAUCGAAUCAAUUGAUGGAUUUCAGGCCGAAAAAGCAGUUUGUGAAAUGGUCGAAUCAGGUGCGGUGGCAAUUAUCGGCCCAAAAUCAUCAUACAUUGCUGAUGUGGUCGCAUCGAUUUGCAACGAAUUGAAUGUGCCGCAUCUGGUCAGCUAUCACCGUACGCCAGAGAUCAACAAAAAUCCAUAUCACAUGUUCACGCGAAAUAUUCAUCCAGAUACCACUUUAUUAUCGAAUGCAUUAGUCGAUUUGGUUCGAAAUUAUGGAUGGAAGAGAUUUGCCAUCAUUUACGACAGUGACGAAGGAUUAAUUCGACUUAACGGCAUUUUGCAAAUGUUUCAAGUCGGCCACAAGAUGGUUUCGGUUUACAAAUUCCCCGGCAAAAAUAUGAUUAAACAUCUAUUGAAAGAGAUUUCGAAAUCCUUGGAAAAUGGUGUCGUUGUUGAUUGUAGCAUCGAAAAUGUCGCUGAAAUUGUGAAACAAGGCUUGGACGUGAGAAUGAUGGAUGAGUACAUGUCUUACUUCAUAACAACGCCGGAUGGUCAUAUGUUGAACAUACCUGAAUUAAAGGAAGUGCGCUCAAAUAUAACGGCCAUUCGAUUGAUGACAUCGGAAGAUGUUGAAGCCAUGAAUAUUAUUGACCAAUGGAAGAAAAAUAAAAAGUAUUUGAACGCCGUUCAGUAUCGUUAUGCAGAGCAAAUUGUUGCGCCUAAUCGAUUGAAACUUGAGGCUGCAUUGGUGCGAGAUCUGGUUGAAGUUAUUCACAGUGCGUUGCAAGAACAAAAUUUUUACCGCAGGAUAAAUGAACCCAUCACAAAAUGCGCUUUGAUUGAUGCUAGAGAAUCGAUUACUCAGUAUUGGAACGAGGGAAGAGUGCUGCUGCAAAAUAUCGAUGACACGAAAGCGCUUGGAAUAACGGGCGCCAUUCGUUUUGAUCGUGACUACAAAACGCGUGAAGACAUUUACAUGGACAUUGUUGAGUUCCAUCGCAUUGAUGGUAAUUUCAAGAAAGUGGCUGAAUGGAAUCGAAUCAAUAGACUCAUUGUAACGCGAAGUUUUGAAGAGUUGCAAUCACAAAAAGCGUUCAACAUUCAAAACAAAGUGUUUUCGGUGGUGUCAAAACUCGGUAUGCCUUACUUGGAGCUGGUUGAAAAUGGCACAAAUCUCCAGGGAAACGAUCGAUUUGAAGGCUUCGUCAAAGAUUUAAUGGAUGAAAUUGCACGGCUCAAAAAUUUCACAUACAAACUCUAUUUGGUGCAUGGAAAUCAUCACGGCGCACAUGAUCAUGUCACAGGGAAAUGGACCGGAAUUGUCGGCGAUCUAUUGGAAGGUAAAGCCGAUUUAGCUGUUUGUGAUUUCACCAUAACUUACGAACGAAAAACUGUCAUUGAUUUUUCAAUCCCGUUCAUGCCGUUAGGCAUAAGUAUUUUGUAUGCAAAACCCCGCAAAGAACCACCUGGUUUGUUGAAUUUUUUGAAACCACUUGAUACAACUGUUUGGCUUUACAUGUCUACGGCGCUUUUGUGCGUUUCGAUUGCAAUAUACUUUUUGGCUAAAAUAACCGAAGCAGAUUGGGAAAAUCCCCAUCCAUGCGAUGAAAAUCCCGAAGAAUUGGAGAAUAUAUGGAAUAUAAACAAUUGCAUUUGGCUUGCUGUGGGAUCGAUUAUGCAGCAGGGUUGCGAUAUUUUACCAAAAGGAAUUCCAACUCGUUUAACAGCAGCAGCCUGGUGGUUUUUCGCAAUGAUUGUCACUUCUUCUUACACCGCAAAUUUAGCCGCGUUCUUGACUAAAGAGCAAAUGGAAGACAGUAUCGAAAAUGUAGAGGAUUUGGCGAAAGAGUCAAAGAUAAAAUACGGUUUAUUGGCAGGCGGCAGUACUGAGACAUUCUUUGCGGAGUCUAAUGUGUCGAUCUACCAGAAGAUGUGGGCGAGAAUGGAGCACGAGGAGCCGUCUGUAUUCGUUGAUUCAAAUGAAGAGGGAAUCGAAAGAGUGAAACAAAGUAAUCGUGGCUAUGCAUUUCUGAUGGAAAGCGCCACAAUCGACUACAUAACGCAAAGAGAGUGUAAUUUAACACGCAUUGGCAGUUGGUUGGAUAGCAAAUCUUACGGAAUUGGAAUGCCUAUUAACUCACCGUACCGUGAUGAUAUAAAUCAGGCAAUUUUAAUGCUUAAGGAGAAUCGAGCGGUGCAACACAUGAAAGAAAGAUGGUGGAUUGAAAAGAACUUUCAGAUUGUGGACGGUGAAAAGAUAAAUUGUGCGAAAGAGAAUGAGCCAAGCAGUUUGGACGAACCAGAUUUAGAUAUUGAGCAUAUCCUUGGUGCUGUAUACGUUUUAAUGGGUGGCAUUGGGUUGGCGAUUCUCAUUGGAGUAUCAGAAUUUCUGUGGAACGUUCGCAAAGUAUCAAUCGCGCUAAAGAUCACACCGUACGAGGCGUUACGUCGAGAAUUGUUGUUUGCAUGCAAGGUUUGGAUCACCCAAAAACCAGUCUUAGAAUCACGAGAAUCCGAAUCGCUUGCAUACGACACGGCAUCGGAGAAAAAAUGAAUUUUAUUUUAAUUUGCCAUUGCCCACUUUUAUGGCGGCAAUGAUACAAAAUCCGCUUUGAAUCGAACGAUAUAUUUUAACGCAAUUCAAAAUGAA
Molecule: messenger RNA, 2954 nt
Organism: Sitodiplosis mosellana (orange wheat blossom midge)
Lineage: Eukaryota; Metazoa; Arthropoda; Insecta; Diptera; Cecidomyiidae
Product: glutamate receptor ionotropic, kainate 2-like
Exons: 13
Coding region: 135-2858 (907 amino acids)
Biological process (GO): modulation of chemical synaptic transmission; synaptic transmission, glutamatergic; monoatomic ion transport
Cellular component (GO): plasma membrane; postsynaptic membrane
Molecular function (GO): transmitter-gated monoatomic ion channel activity involved in regulation of postsynaptic membrane potential; glutamate-gated receptor activity
Source: RefSeq, a predicted model, not a curated record